AUGUUGCCAUGGCGUGUGGCGUCAUCGCACGUGGACUGCGAUGGCCACGCACUGACACUGAAUGGCUUCGGAGUGGUGCUUGGUCUGCUGCUGACCUUCCAGGGGCAUUGGACUUACGAGAAGGCGCUUGGGGGAUUGCUUUGCCUCGUGGCCUUUAGCUUGGAGGCGCUGCUUGGCAUGGCCUGGCUCCAGUCCCAAGUUUCCUGGCAAAAGCAGCUGGCUGUGGGCACGGGCUGCUUACUUUGGACUGCUUUGGCAGGCCUUGCCGUGUGGAUGGAACGCAAAGCCAUCCAGAGGUGCUUGGCCUUUUUCGUGGGCUUCCUCUUCACAGGUGCUAUAGCGAUGGUCUUGCUUCUUCUGCUGGACGCACAGCUGUCACACGCGGCUCCGUGGCGCUUCUUGGGCAUCUCCGUGGCGCUUCAGUUGAGCCUCGCCAGUGGCAUUUGGGCUGCCAGCGCUUCACAGGUGAAAUACCUCUUCAUCUUGGUGACGAGUCUCCUAGGAUCUGCAAUCACAGUGGCUUGUGUCGGCCGCAUGAUCCCCUGUGUCCAUGUGCCCUUGAUCUCUGAGCCGCUGCUCCAGGAUGUCCUUUGCGCUUUGCUGGCAUGCCUGGGCCUAGCGGUGCAGAUCACCUUCGGAAAGGGAGAGAAGAAUUCGAGGUCCCCGCCAGCAGCCGCCAUGCAAGCCGCUGCUCAAAGCGCGGAUUCGCUAGGGCAAGGCGUGAAUGAGGCAGAGGUUGAGGUGACGUCCUUGUCAGAACUUGGUUCAUUAGCCGUCGAUGCUUUGAACUUGUUCAUUGACAACCAAGACCCACCAGCCGCUGCCGCAGGCGCGGGUUCGGAGAGCUCGAAGUGGGCAGGCGCAGCCUCUGAGGCUGAUUCGGGCCCAACUCUCUUUCCGCCUUCCGUGAUUGAGCACGAAGACAGAGACCUCGAGCUUGAAGAGCCCUUCGCCGGUCCAACGGGUCUAGACUAUCCCGGCGACAAAGAGAUCCACCCUCUCGAUAGCCCCACGGCCGAAGGCGAUCUCGCCCCUGCGGAGGAGGAGCCCGAGGAGUUCGUGCCGCCCGAAACCCUAAUUGCCCAGGCAUCAUCUACACCUAAUAGUCCUCCCCUAUCCACUAAUAACCUGUUUGAUCCACUUGGUGAAGACGAGGAGUCCUCCGCUGAGGACGCUGUGGAAGAAGGGAUUGCGCAACGCAUCCAAGAGCAGUACGACUUGGAGGCAGCGCUCGAGGAGUCAGCCCGGAUCGCAGGCGUCGAGCCGGAACCGGCUGACUUGGGUGUCGGUGAAGCCGCUGCCAUUGGCGCGGGAAAGGGGGAGAGAGACCGCACCCGUAGGAGGGGUUGCCGUGCCGGCGCCAAGCACGUCGCGGGCCGUGAAAACCUCUCCUAUGGGCAGACGUGUGAAUACAUCCGUGCACAGCUCGGUGAUUCCACUUAUGCGCGGUUCGGCCGCCGCUUCAAUCUCCCUCACAUUCCCCCACAAGUGGCCCGCAAGCAGUACCCAGAGUGGUUCGGAUAUGUUCUUCGACAUUCUGAGAGGUGGGCGUCUGAUGCAGAGGGAGAGCUUUUGCCAGUGGACACCAUCACUCGAUGGGCGACCAUCCUGCCUGAACUUUGGCAGUUCCUCUAUUCGAUCGACUCCACUUUGCUGCAAGGUAUCCCACAGCCGAAAUACAGACUGCCUAGGGGUUAUUGGAGCUCAGACCACCCGUUUGUGCCGCUCCGCCAUGUGCGCUCGACCGACACUACUGGGAUGUCCCGCGAAGAUCUUAUUGGUUAG
Durusdinium trenchii is the source of this 1785-nucleotide messenger RNA. Lineage: Eukaryota; Dinophyceae; Suessiales; Symbiodiniaceae. The record is from the annotation of a GenBank genome assembly.